Daldinia caldariorum is the source of this 3600-nucleotide messenger RNA. Its product is annotated as Oxysterol-binding protein-domain-containing protein. The coding region runs from base 405 to 3341 and encodes 978 amino acids. Gene Ontology annotation, molecular function: sterol binding. Lineage: Eukaryota; Fungi; Ascomycota; Sordariomycetes; Xylariales; Hypoxylaceae. Gene Ontology annotation, cellular component: plasma membrane; perinuclear endoplasmic reticulum; intracellular membrane-bounded organelle. The transcript has 4 exons. The record is from RefSeq and is a predicted model, not a curated record. Gene Ontology annotation, biological process: maintenance of cell polarity; ER to Golgi ceramide transport; exocytosis.
ACGCUUUUAAACUAGUAUUUUUUUAUUUAAUAGUUUACAACUGAAUUUCUAUUUCCCCUUUUCUUCUCGAGACAAUCUGAAAUAAAUAACGGUUCACAAUAAACCUGUGCGAGGCGAGAUAUUGUGAAAAGGUGUGUUUCUUACUUCUGACAUAUUUAGGUACAACACCCAAGAUACACUCAAGCUUAUUCCUUGUUGUGCAUCUACCAGCUUACAGAAGCAACAGGCAGACGUAUUCUCUAUUUUAUUUCACUGCUUUACAAAAUAACACCUAAGCUUGUCUUUCCGCUUAUUCUCAACAACUUCCCUUCCUCGGCAAUUGACGGAAAUGUUUCGACUUAUCUGAAAAGAAAACAAUUCUAUCCAUGAAUGAGCAAUAGUCGUCUACAACCACAACUGCGAAGAUGGCAGGGAUAGAACAACUAGAAAUCCACAGCAAGUCCUAUAUUGUGCGAUGGGUCAAAGUCGACGAAGAUCAAACCAUUUCAUGGAGUGUCCAACCCCAUAAGAAGUCCAUUAACUUCGGCAUUGUCAAGCAUCCCGGCCACGGCGCAGCAGCUCAAGUACCGACCUUAGACGGCACGAAUAACGAUUACGAACACGUCGACGGUAGCGGGAACCAUGGGAAGGGUCGUUUUGCGAAGAGAGAUGCUAGUACAGCUCAGGAGCAAUUGGCUAGUAAAGGGUUUAUUCCAGUAAAAUGGUAUGGGAAAUGCGAGGCCGACAAAGUGUCCAUGGGAACAUAUGAUGUCCUAAAGGGUCAUGGGGGGAUGUUUGGUUUAAUAUUCGACAAUACCUUCUCCAAGCAAACAUCCAAGACGGCUACCGUUGUUAUCCUUACCUACCCCACAGGCGCGCCGCCGCAAGGGGCACAUCAUCUCCCGAACCUCCAAGCCGGUUCCCACGCGAGCAGUAGUAAAACUAGUCUAGGAAGAGCAAAUCAACAAUUGGGGGACAUGCCAGCCGAGUCUACCGAAAGUCUACAGAGUCACCUAGCCGGCCGUCAACGAGCAAAAUCUAUGGGCGCUCGCAGCGAUGGGAUAGCAUCGUCAACUACAUUCACGGGUACCCUAUUAAAGAGACGGAGAAAGAAGGGUCAAGGUUAUGCUCGAAGGUUCUUUUCCCUGGAUUAUUCGUCUUGUACCAUGUCAUACUAUCACAAUCGCAACUCGUCUGCAUUAAGAGGAGCAAUUCCCUUGAGUUUGGCUGCAAUUGCUGCCGACGAGCGGCGAAGGGAAAUCAACAUUGAUUCCGGAGCAGAAGUUUGGCACUUGAGAGCAUCUAAUGCCAAGGAAUUCAAUGAAUGGGCACGGGCUUUGGAAAAGGCGAGCAGAAUCGCUAGGGGCCUUGAACCGACGCUCGAGGAGCCUUCUCCUGAAAAGCUUACAGUGGCAACUGCUAAGCAUGUCAACCCGCCAAAUUCGCAUCAAGAAGAGGACCGAGAAUGGCAGCAGGUCGAAGCUUUGGUUAGCCGUAUUGUCGGUACGCGAGACGCCCUACGCCGUUUGGUUAAAGAUAUGGCUGUUCAGAAACAACCACCGCAACGGCCUCAGACUUCACACCUAACGUCGGCCUCCCCAGCAGCCGUAUCAGAGAGCAGCGAUGGUUACUUCACACCAGCAACACAGGACAGGCGCCCAUUUUGGAAGAGAAAGCAAAGCUCCUCGCCCCUUCCACCAGAUUCUCCGGCACCAGCAGCCUCGCCAGCGUUGGCUGUGCCAACGCCGAAUGGGUCCAGCCACGGCGAACAAGUGGAGCAAAACACCCAUGACCAUUGCGCUGCUCUCUUGAACGAUCUGGACUUAGUUGUCGCGGAGUUUACUAAGGUACUUGCUAAUAGCAAGAAACGACGAAUACCAGUGCCCGCCUCCGCUACCUCUAGGAGAAGUCUUGAGUCCACUGCGUCGACUGAUGAGUUCUUCGAUGCUGAGGGAGGAGAAACGGAUAGCAGAGCUCAAGUUAUGAUGAUUGCUAGCCGCGAGAGUGACGAAGAUUCUCACGAAUCCGAGGCUGAUGAUGCCACUAUUGACGACUCAUCUUCAACGUCAUCCGUGGAAGAAGGCGAAGGGAACGCGGGAGCAAGUGGUGCUGCGGCUCUCUAUCCUGCACGGCCCAAAUCCCUCGCUCCAUUGCCAGUCGACAUCGCUGUAGAACGACGUAAAACUAUUCCCGCAGCUACCGUUCCGCCUCCAAGUCUGAUCGCAUUCGUCCGCAAAAAUGUUGGUAAAGAUCUGAGUACGAUCAGUAUGCCUGUCUCGUCGAACGAGCCUAUAUCGACUCUGCAGCGUGUAGCGGAGCAGCUGGAGUAUGCUCAGCUUCUUGACCAGGCCGCGCAGCAAAAAACCCCCAAAGACCGUUUGGUAUAUGUCACUGCUUUUGCCAUUUCACAUCUUAGCGUCAACCGUGUAAAAGAGCGUGCUAUGCGUAAGCCUUUUAACCCCCUGCUGGGUGAAACUUUCGAGCUCCUUCGUACGGAGAGCGAGGUUCCCGGUGGAUUUAGGCUCAUUGUUGAAAAGGUUACGCACCGUCCGUUACGCCUUGCAAUGCAUGCCGAUGCCGCAGCUUGGUCUCUCACUCAAAGUCCUGCUCCUUCGCAGAAAUUCUGGGGUAAGAGUGCCGAGCUGACUACUGAGGGACGGGUCCGCGUAGCCUUACGACUACCAGAUGGCACCGAUGAGUUAUACUCGUGGAAUCUCGCAACUAUGUUCUUAAGGAACGUAGUUGUGGGAGAGAAAUACGUCGAGCCAGUUGGGACGAUGACCGUAUGCAACGAUACCACUGGAGCGAAAGCUAGUAUCGAAUUUAAGACGAAGGGUAUGUUUGGCGGCCGCAGUGAAGAUGUUGAGGUGCAACUCUUCGAUGCAGAUGGAAACCAGAUCGGGACCGGCCUUAUAGGAAAUUGGACUGCUUCGCUUCGUAUUACGGAGGGCGGUAAGGCAACCAAUAAAGAGGUCUGGAAGGCUGGCCAACUCGUUCCCAACGCACCAAACACUUACGGUUUGACGGCAUUUAGCGCCACCCUUAACGAGAUAACCCCUGUUGAGGAAGGCCGGCUACCACCUACGGAUACUAGAUUACGGCCCGAUCAACGGCUUGCGGAACAAGGCAAGCUUGACGAUGCCGAAGAGUGGAAGGUAACGCUUGAGGAGGCACAGCGCGUGAGAAGAAGAGAUUUGGAAACCAAGGGCGAAGAGUACAAGCCGCGAUGGUUUGUCAAGGCAUCCGACGCGCCAGAUGGAGAGGAACUGUGGAAGUUGAAGCUAGGAAAAGAGGGCUACUGGGAGGAGAGAGCGAAGGGGGAGUGGAAGGGCAUCGAGCGUAUAUUCGACGCUCCGGCUUAAGCAGUAGCCUCGUUAGAAGUUUAGUCUUGUUCCUAUUACGGGCGACUCGACUCUAUGUUAGAUUACGCUGCACGACAUGAUUGUUGGCCGCUUACAAGUAGACAUGUUGGAUCGGAGUUAUAGAAGACAGCGCGGGCAUACAAAAAGAAGAACUUCAUACACGUAUAGAUCUACAUUGUAGGUACUCUGUUUCAAUCUACCAUCGGGAAUAGCCUGUCCCAACUACUAGAAUCCACAUCCCAUCUAUCCCAUUUUCCCC